Messenger RNA from Tarenaya hassleriana, 3840 nucleotides. RefSeq names its product kinesin-like protein KIN-7D, mitochondrial. The transcript is spliced from 25 exons. Bases 332 to 3589 code for a protein of 1085 amino acids. The record is from RefSeq and is a predicted model, not a curated record. NCBI's taxonomy places the organism in Eukaryota, Viridiplantae, Streptophyta, Magnoliopsida, Brassicales, Cleomaceae. Gene Ontology annotation, molecular function: ATP binding; microtubule motor activity; microtubule binding. Gene Ontology annotation, biological process: microtubule-based movement.
AAAAUCAGAUUUCAGCCUCCUCGUUUCUUCACCAGGAGAAAUCUCUCCACUGGAUCUCUCUCUCUGCAGCACUUUCGCUUGAAGAAGACGAAACAUUAUCUCUCUCUGGUCUCCACCUCGCAGCUAAACAAAAGGAGAGAGAGAGAGAGAGAGAGAGAGAGCACAAUGCCUUUUUCUGUCUCCAACCAUGUGAGGUUCCACUGACACAUUCUCUGCAUCUUCUUCGCCGUCCUUCCGAAGUUUUGUUCGAUUCUUCUUCUUCUUCUUUUCCUCCUCCUCCUCUUUCGAUUGGCUAGCGAGUCUCCGAGUUGAUCGAGUUCCGAGGCGCCGGAUGGCCUCAUCGUCAUCCAGAGCGAGGAGCAGUUCACCGUUCUCGUACCGGAGACCGCCGAGCCCCUACUCAUCGGCUUCGUCGACUUCUUCUUCCUACAUGAGCAACCGUCUCAUUCCGCGCUCGUGCUCUACCGCUGCUUCUUCCUUCUUCAACUCCGGUGGCGGAAUCGGGUCUCGAUCUAUGACGCCUAGUCGUAGCCGCUCUGACUCGGCGUUCCUCGGGGCUGGGGGCUACGGAGAUCGAUCGCCUGUCCCUUACCCAUCGGACGAGCUCCUCGGCGAGCCUAUGGAGACUACGAGUUCUGAGCGGGAUAGUAUUUCCGUCACUGUUCGGUUUCGACCAAUGAGUGAGAGAGAGUAUCAAAGAGGGGAUGAGGUUGCUUGGUAUCCAGAUGGGGAUAAGAUUGUCAGGCACGAGUACAAUCCAGUCACAGCUUACGCAUUUGAUAAAGUUUUUGGACCACAAGCAAUCACUCCAGAGGUAUAUGAGGUAGCUGCAAAGCCUGUAGUCAAAGCAGCUAUGGAAGGUGUAAAUGGAACCGUUUUCGCUUAUGGUGUUACAAGCAGUGGAAAGACACAUACAAUGCACGGGGAUCAAAACUCUCCUGGGAUCAUACCAUUGGCAAUAAAGGACGUAUUCAGCAUUAUCCAAGAUACUCCAGGACGAGAGUUCCUCCUCCGUGUUUCAUAUCUUGAAAUAUAUAAUGAGGUGAUAAAUGAUUUGCUUGAUCCAACUGGCCAAAAUUUACGUGUCAGAGAGGAUUCUCAGGGAACUUAUGUAGAGGGUAUAAAGGAAGAAGUCGUUUUAUCUCCUGGACAUGCAUUAUCUUUCAUUGCAGCUGGGGAAGAGCAUCGUCAUGUUGGUUCAAAUAACUUCAAUCUGUUGAGCAGUAGAAGUCACACUAUAUUUACGCUGAUGAUUGAAAGUAGUGCUCACGGGGAUGAGUAUGAUGGAGUUAUUUUUUCUCAGCUUAAUUUGAUUGACUUGGCUGGAUCUGAGAGUUCCAAAACUGAAACAACUGGACUGAGGAGAAAGGAGGGUUCCUACAUCAACAAAAGUCUUCUGACUCUUGGAACUGUGAUUGGAAAACUGAGUGAGGGCAAGGCAACUCAUAUUCCAUAUCGUGACUCGAAGCUAACCCGUCUUCUGCAAUCUUCCUUGAGUGGGCAUGGACAUGUGUCGCUCAUAUGUACAGUUACUCCUGCUUCAAGCAGUAUGGAAGAAACUCAUAAUACAUUGAAAUUUGCCAGCAGGGCAAAGAGGGUUGAGAUUUAUGCUUCACGUAAUAAGAUUAUAGAUGAAAAAUCAUUGAUAAAGAAGUAUCAGAGAGAAAUCUCAAACCUCAAACAAGAACUUGAUCAGCUAAGGAGGGGUAUGCUUGCUGGUGUCAGUCAUGAAGAGAUAAUGAUCUUAAGGCAGCAGUUGGAAGAAGGCCAAGUGAAAAUGCAGUCAAGAUUAGAGGAAGAAGAAGAAGCCAAAGCAGCUUUGAUGAGCAGAAUCCAAAAGCUUACGAAGCUCAUACUUGUCUCCACGAAGAAUUCUGUACCUGGAUGUUCAGGUGAUGUGCCAACCCACCAGCGUAGCCAUUCUGCUGGUAAAGAUGAUAAGUUAGAUUCUCUGCUCUUGGAUAAUGAAAAGUUGUCAUCUCCUUCUAUGGCCCUGGCUCUACCAUUAGAUGCUUCCUUUGAUCAUAGGCACCGACGGUCUUCCAGCAAGUUGAAUGAAGAAAACUCUCCAGCCGGUUCUGGGACAGAAUUAACUCAAGGUGGCAUUACAUCUGAUGAAAUGGACCUCCUAGUUGAGCAGGUUAAGAUGCUUGCUGGUGAGAUAGCAUUCAGCACAAGCACAUUAAAGCGUUUGGUGGAUCAAUCUGUAAAUGAUCCUGAAAACUCACAAACCCAAAUCCAGAAUUUGGAACGAGAGAUUCAAGAAAAGCAAAGACAAAUGAGGGUUUUGGAACAGCGUAUAAUUGAAAGUGGUGAAGCUUCAAUUGCUAAUGCAUCAUUGGUUGAGAUGCAACAGAAAGUUAUGACAUUGAUGACCCAGUGCAAUGAAAAGAGCUUUGAGCUGGAGAUCAAAUCGGCGGAUAAUCGCAUUCUCCAGGAUCAACUACAGAAAAAGUGUGCUGAGAACAAUGAAUUGCAAGAGAAGGUUAAACUUCUCGAGCAACGGUUGAAUGCUCUAUCCAAUGAGAAAUCCUCACCAUCGUCUUCUGGAAGCGCUGUAUCUGGAGAGUAUGUGGAUGAGCUGAAACAGAAAAUACAGACUCAGGAGAUUCAAAACGAGAAAUUGAAGCUAGAGCAUGUACAGAUUGUGGAAGAGAACAGUGGGUUGCGAGUGCAAAAUCAAAAACUAGCAGAAGAAGCUUCAUAUGCUAAGGAACUGGCAUCUGCUGCUGCUGUUGAGCUAAAGAAUUUGGCUGGAGAAGUAACAAAGCUUUCACUACAAAACACGAAGCUAGAAAAAGAACUAGCAACUGCUAGAGAUCUGGCUCAUGCACGAAACACUGUUAACGGUGCAAACCGCAAGUAUAACGAUGGAACGAGACCUGGGAGAAAGGUCAGACUCUCAGGUCGAUCCACUGAAAUAAAUGGGCUGGUAGGAGAUGACUUUGACUCGUGGAGUCUCGAUCCAGAAGAUAUGAAAAUGGAGUUGCAGGCGAGGAAACAACGAGAGGCAGCUCUGGAGGCCGCAUUGGCAGAGAAAGAGUUCAUAGAAGACGAGUAUAGAAAAAAGAUGGAAGAAGCAAAGAGAAGAGAGGAGGUUCUGGAAAACGAUUUGGCUAACAUGUGGGUACUUGUUGCCAAAUUGAAGAAAGAUGGCGGUGCCUUGCCAGAGCUGAAGAAGACUGAUGAGAGAUGGCCGAAUGGUACAGACACCGUAAAAGAAGCGAAAGCAAAAGAAUUAGAGAACGCUUAUAGCAACAAUACAGUCCUGAAAGAGCGACAAGUGUCAGAUACUCCGAAAGAAUCCGAAGAAGUUGUAGCAGUCAAGGCCAACGAGGCACCAAAAGAGGAGCCUCUUGUUGCUCGUUUGAAGGCAAGGAUGCAAGAGAUGAAGGAGAAAGAGAUGAAAUCCCAUGGAAACGGGGACGCAAACUCUCACAUGUGUAAAGUCUGUUUCGAGUCGCAAACUGCAGCAAUUCUACUCCCAUGCCGCCAUUUCUGCCUUUGUAAAUCUUGUUCCCUCGCUUGCUCGGAGUGCCCGAUUUGCCGCACAAAGAUAUCUGAUCGGUUGUUUGCAUUCCCGUCUUGACCCCUCGGCAACUAAGGGUCCCGAAACAGUGUGGUCUGGUCUGGUCUGCUGCCUGUCGCUAUUUUCCGAAAGGGCAGGUUCGGAUUCUUUUGUUGACUUGUUUCGGCUUUUGUACGUAUGUGUUGUCAUAAUAUUGAAGAAAAGGGUAUAUAUACGUGGAUAGUUCCUGUAUUUCCCGUCCUAAAAGGGGCAAUAAUAUUAGGUUGAUUUUUACGAAAUGCAAAAAAAAAAAUAACAUUUCAUUUUCCGAA